Bacillus rossius redtenbacheri is the source of this 5805-nucleotide messenger RNA. Its product is annotated as death domain-associated protein 6-like. Lineage: Eukaryota; Metazoa; Arthropoda; Insecta; Phasmatodea; Bacillidae. The transcript has 8 exons. The coding region runs from base 137 to 1774 and encodes 545 amino acids. The record is from RefSeq and is a predicted model, not a curated record.
AGUGCCACGCCGAGCGGCGGUCCGAGGCGUGUGACGGCGUGUCUGGACGCCCGGCGCACCUGGGUGAGCGGCGCACGGGGUCUUUCUCCACCACCACCACCACAACCACACAACCACAUAACCACAGGGACCGGCGAUGAAGGGGCGACUCGCGCUGCUGUCGGCGUGCCUCGCGCUAGCAGGUGCCAGCGCAGCUCUUGACCGAGCCGAACUGACAGACGACUUCAGCAGCUAUGCUAGUGGCGAUACUAAGAGCGAGCCCCUGGAGGCGAGGUUCCAGCGCGAAGAACCAUCCACGCCCCUGGAGCGCCCAGCCAAGCGAGCUGGCCAGCCGGAGUACGUGGGCGGAGACCCGCAGCCCGAGGCUUGGCCCUUGACGGCCACCAGUCCCACGACGCCCAUGUCCGCGGCGGGCGGCGGCGACGAGGAGGAGGAGGAAGAGGACGAACAUCCAGACGAAGAAGAAGGCGACAAGGAGGACGAGGACGAAGAAGAAGGCGACCAGGAGGACGAAGACGGGGAGAGCUACGCCGAAGAAGCGCCGGAGACGACGCAGACACCCGGGGGUCGGGAGACGCCUUCGACCGCCGGACCCCCGUCGUCAAACGUCGGCAACAGCAGCGGCUCCCGCCAGCAGCUGGUGGACUCGGUGGACCCGGGCGCCGACGAGGACCUCCUGGAGCUGAUGGUGAGGAUCGCCGAGAGCCCCGCGGAGUGGCGGCGCGUCCACAACACGCUCCAGGCUCUGGACCGAGACCUCGCCGCGUCGCGGAGCGUGGUGGGGCAGGUGACGAAGAGGAGGGGCCUCGACGCCUACGCCAUGCUCCGCGGGGAGAAGCCGGACGAGGCGAGGCAGGUCAGCGACAGCGACAGCGACAGGCGGAGGGCUGAGCUGGAGCGGGCCGGGAUACUGCCGGUCAGCAGGGCGCGGGAGCAGGCCCCCGCCGCCAAGCCGGGAGCGAAGCAGCGGGAGAAUCCCCCCAGGAACCGGUGGCCGGGGAAGACCUGGCCCGGCCUGAGGACCGACAAGCACAAGACCGCCGACGGAGCGAAGCACGGCAAGAGCAGGCCCGAGGACAGCCGGCAGCACGGGAGGGUGGUGCUGACCAAGCCGGAGGUCGGCGGCGGUGCCCGGGAGCCGCUGAGGAGGUACUUCGACGACGAGGGCCGUCACGGGAGGGUGGUGUACCAGGCGGGCGGCGACGACUGGUCACAGAUGGUCAACCGCAACAUGGACAUGGGCCGCACGACGGACCGCCGGCAGCACAGCCUGAAGAUGCUGCGGCAGCACGGCUGGCUCAAGGCCAGGCUCCCCGGAACGACGAAGCACCCUGAGAGAAAGUGGCCCGCGUUCCCAAGCGAGGACCUGGCGGCGUGGCCGGCGCCCAAGCCGGCGCGCCAGUGGCCGCAGUUCAGCUACCACCGGGUGACGUCGGACCCGCGCGAGCUGGCCAGGCAGCGGAGCGCCUUCGUGGCGGUGUCGGUGGUGAGCCCGGCGCUGGCGGGCGGGAACCGGUCCGGCGAGGCGGCCCGGGCGAGCGACCCCUUGGAGCAGCAGCUGCUGCAGCUGACGGCGCGGCUCGCGGCGCCCUGGAGCCACGUGCGCCACCUCGACAGCAUCAAGGAGCAAAUGAAGACCAUGUCGAAGAUGAAAGAGAAGCUGUGGCGCCACUGGCUGGAGAGGCAGAAGAUCCUGAGGGAGAACGGCCCUGGUUUCCCAAGGUCUUCCAGGGACGUCGCCCCCACCACCUCGCAACCCGGCAGCCGGCAGUAAAUGGUCUCCCCCCCCCCCCCUUUCCCCCCAUCCCGUGGAAGUCUACUGCUAAGACGAACUUCACUGUCCUCUGGGAUCCAAGUGCCGCAGUGGUUGUGUCCCGUUUCCAAAAUUUAACCAUUUCCGGAGCAGUCGUCUUUGAGGUGGGUGUCCAACAUGUCAUUGAGCACUUGAAUAGCUGGGUUGGAAUAAACUCAUCGGUAAAAAAAAAACACUUGUAUUUACAGCACAGUCUAAUAACUAGACUUAAUUACUUCCCAAGUCCACACUUCGCAUACUAGGCAUUUUGCUAACAAAAAUAAAAACUGCGUGUUUGUUUGCUAAGAAACGCAUAAAAAAUAUCUUGUUUAAAUUACAAUUUCUUUUGGGCUGAUAUUGUCGACAAAGAGUAUUUUGGGGUUUGAAUACCUGCACAGAUGAUGUGAGCUAAAUGUGUAUGUACUAAGGAUGGGUAGGUCCCGGUUUUCAGCAAAUUAACCGUCACAGCUAGUACUUUCCCCGUUAAAACGCUGUGGUACAUUAUCGGCGACCAACACGCACGCAUCUUUUUCACUUAACUCCAAGCUCCAGGUGACAAGUGAAUGGUUCAUAAAUCUUUGAAAAAGGGCAGUCUCCCCCUCCCUACCUUCACUCACUUGCACUCGCUCGCCCGCCCACAUGAAAAGAUACCGCGGCAGGAAGUGUCCGAACGUAAAAAAAAACAAGUUUUUGCGAUUUAUCAGAUCCCCCCCCCCCCUUUCUUUUUUUUGGUCCCUCUUUUCAUUAGCAGACAGGGAUGACCAUUUCAACUAAAAAUAGACAUAAAGAAAAAUAACAUUGACUCAACAUACUUCUAAAACUUAUCAGAAAAGUAAAAAGACAUUUUAAAGUUGUCUUUCAGCACUUAAAAAAAAAAUUCUUCUAUCCACUUGCCCCACCUCUAAAAGCCAAGGCCACAAGAUCGAUACUUUACACUGUCUGUCUCAUUCCCCCAGCACUGGCUGGCAGAGUUUUUCCAUCACUCCCUCCCCUUCACCAAUAGAAUGUUUUGGACACCAAAUUAGUACAAAUGGUACACAUCACAGCCCAAUGACAGGGUACAUGUGGGAAACCAAAAAAUUCCCCGCUGGCUCAGUUACAUCUCAAAACGCACAAAAGAUUUUUUGGAUUAGGUCCUUAAAACAUAGGGAGAAACUCUUGAGUGAUAAUGCCUUCUUGGUGUUUAAAGGCUGGAAAGCAGUCCAGCAUGUAGGCAAGUUCUAGGGCGCCUACCUGCUUCUUGCAGCAACACCCCUAAUAUAAUAAAUAUUCAACAUGUAUUCUUUUGAAUACGACAAAAUUUUGACCUAUGAGCAACAUGUCUGUACAGUUGGUUCAAACCUAGUAUAAUCUUGAAUAUCCCAUGGUACCUUAUCAAAUCAUCAGUGUGCUAUCAGAGACUACAUAACAAUAGUAUCAUUAUGUUUUGUAACUACAUAAUUGGUGCCCUCAAUGAAUACCUUUCCUCCUUGCCAGUAGAACAAACAGGAAUUUUUUUUUUUAGGUCGAGAAAAAAAAUUAAAAUUUGAACGCAUGUAUGCAAAAAAACUUACUUGACUAUCAACACUAACGCACCGACAUAUGGGCUUACAGUAGAUGUGGUUUCUCUCGCAGUAACAUACUGUAUUAACUCAUAUGUUGAAAUUUUUUCAUAACGUCAGACUACUGAUCCUUGCAUUGUGAAUGCUUGUGCAAUCCUCUAAAAUGUUCAAGGGGAACUAUUCAAAAUAAUUUAAAAAUCUGCAGCUGUCAAUUUGGCUCAGAACUUCCAAAAUUUGAAACAAUCAACUCACAUUUUUAAUAUUACACUAUUUACAAAUUUUAUCAUUGCAAAGUUAACACUAAUUCAAAAAAUAAAAAUAAUCCAUUUUAUGCUUCAGCCCAAACUGAAAAUAUACUGAGCCGCGGAGAUGGACAAGUAUAAUUAUAAAGUUUUAGUACACCACCCAACGGCCAAUUCCCGAACUACAUUGCUUUUCAAGUCAGGACUGGCAGGCCUAUAACUUUGACGCACAUGCAUUAUCUAAAAACAAAACACACGAAACAUUACCCUACUUAACCCCACAUUGCAAAACAUUAUGGGAGAACAUGAAAACUGAACCACAAAUGAAUUCAUAUACAUGUAAAUUAUCAAUAUAGGUAUUUUGUAAUGUGAAAUUUGUGUGAAAAGAGUUAGGUACCACACGUCUAACAAAAAUUGUCUCAAUACCUUUACAAAAGUGUACUGUAAUUACAGUUUUUAGCAGGUGAUCAAUUAUCAACCCUCCCUCCCCCCCCCCCCCCCCCCCCAUUUCUUUAAAGAUAAUUGAUGCAACAGUAACAAGUUAAUAUUUCUAGACCAUAUUAAAAUGACACAAACAUGGAUACAAGGCUCAUUCUAUUGGUAGGUUCAUGCACCAUGUGCAUGUAAGUACGAGUACCAAAAUUAAAUCAAGCUCAAUGCUAUGUCAUUCUACUUUCGGCAAACCUCAUUUGCACAUGGUCUGAAGCACAAGCAAUUCAUGACCUGACAUGUUUAUUUGGUUAACAGCCAAAUGCAUACUUAUCAAGUGUAAGCAUGUACCAAGAUGAUUAUUGAAAUGACAAAUAAAAAUUCAGGGUAAGCUACAAAUACCUAGUCAACCAAUUUCAGAUCUUAAGGAACUUUCAAUAAAUAUUUUUUUUUUUACAGUUGUCAUAUAGUACCCACAAAUUAACAUAGAUAUAAUUCAUAUUAUCAUUAGCAAGAACACGUCAGUUUUUGUGUUGAGAGAAUUACAUUGUUUAAAUUUAAAAACCUUUUCUUUUUGUUAUUUAAUAACUAAGAACUUAAGAAGGCAAAAUAUGAGUUAGCAAAAGGUUGCAACUUCCAGCACCUUUACUGUUUUUUUGUGUCCUGUCCUUUCGUUAUAUUUUUGUUACUUCCCUAGCCUGUCAUAAUGGGAAUUUCAUAUAUAUAACCAUAUAGUGAAGUAUUUUAAAUCUUGUGUAGCGUUUAUUACAGAAAAAAAAGCCAAAUCAGUGAACAGUGGCUACUCCAUUACAUUCUUGAAAGUACGAAACAACAAAUGGUGAAUAUGUACAUCCGUGCCUUCAUGAAAGUUAUGUAACAAAUUGCGGGUAUGGAUGUUCGUUUUUCCUCUGAGAAACGUAACGCACCCUAAUUCAUCAGGGAGGCCCUUGCUUAGUUUGUGUGGCCAUACACAAAAUAUGCCAUUGUUACGCCAAACUUAAUUGCCUACACAAGGCUUUAGAAGGUUCUCAGCUUAGCUUGUGAAACCUGAUUAAUUAAAAAUAAUAAUAAUAAAGCCGUAGAUACCAGAUUUCAAGACUUGGAAUGGCAUUUAAUUAUAGCUUUCCAAAAUUUUGUUGAGCAGUUAAAAUAUUUAUAUAGUAAUAGUAUCUAACUUGUAACAAUCGGGGACAAAUAUUUAAAAUUAAUUUUAAUGUGUGACUUCCAAGUUGAAAAUUGUAACACUAGCUAAACAAGAACGCUUUUGAAUUUUAGUAAACCAUUAUUCACACCCUAUAAUGCUCUAACCAAACAUGACUUACUUCCAUAAAUUUUACUACCUGAAUCUUUUGCUUAGUUAGCAAUUAUUCACACAAUCAUCCAUAUAAUUUUCCUUGCAUCCCUAUAGCAAACACAUGGGAAUAGAGUGCUUAAACUAGAACCUAAUGCUAAAUAAACUGUACACGAAUUAAAGAUUCACUUAAUUUAUAUACCUACUAUACCGGUUUUAUAAGAAAAUGUAACUACAUAAUGUUUGUAUCAUUAACUUGUAAACUGUAAUGCACAUUCAGUAUGCUGUGUAAAAAAAAAUGUUACAUGUUUUAAUUAUUAACUGUGUAUUGUACUUGGCCAUGGUAAGCAUAAUGACAUCUAUAAUUAUAUACUAUUAUCCUUAAAAUUUCAUAGAACUUAAUUUUCAUUCAACACAUCUGUAGUAAUAUGUAGAUUACUUGAUGAAGACGUAUUUUUUUACUGUAACACUAUUGCAAAUAAAGUAUCUAUUCAUAUUGCCAUAAAGUAA